Babjeviella inositovora NRRL Y-12698 is the source of this 1038-nucleotide messenger RNA. Its product is annotated as mRNA-processing endoribonuclease. The record is from RefSeq and is a predicted model, not a curated record. The transcript has a single exon. Gene Ontology annotation, cellular component: nucleus. NCBI's taxonomy places the organism in Eukaryota, Fungi, Ascomycota, Pichiomycetes, Serinales. The annotation marks the transcript as partial.
CAAACCUACUUCGUUGUAGACACAAACUUCUUCCUUUCCCACUUGGAUAUUGUGAACGACUUGAAAACGCUUGCGGAGAAGUACAGCCAUGUAAUUAUGGUGCCGAAAGUGGUAAUUCUGGAGCUUGAUGGCUUGAAAAAGUCUACCCGAAUGGGUAAAGGUGCUGAUCUUAGCUCUAAACUGGGAAGCAUUCUGAAUACAUCCAUUGGCUACUUGGCCCGCUGGGCAAACAACUGGAUCUACGACAGCAUUGCAGUCAGGCAUCCCGGGGUAUUGGGACAGCAGGUUCGCCAGAGCAUUUCACAGUCCAAUAUGCAACCGGACGAUGCAAUCUUGGACUGUUGCUUGUACUUUCACGAACAUGACGGGCACAGCGCUAUAGUAGUUCUCCUCUCCAACGAUAAGAAUUUGUGCAACAAGGUGCUCGUCGAUGGCAUGCUUACCGUAAGCUACCGACAAGGCAUGACGGCGGAGAAAAUUGCCAAAAUGGCUUACGCAGAGUCACUUUCAAAAAGAAAUGAGACUGUGGAAUACCAAGAGACGGAUAAAGAUAUUGAUGUGGCCAUGGCUGAAGAUAUACAUGAGACAGUGACACCGCCGGUUGGUCAUCCCACAAAGCUGCCACCUCACCUUAUGACUAUCAAGAACUUUGAGGAAGCAACAGCCACGUGUCGUAAUGAGAUCACAACGAUUUUUACCCUGGCUGUUCAUGAGUGUAUGGUGCACGGAUACCAAGAAGACCUCUUCAUGGUGGACUACAACCGACAGAAGGUUCUGAACUUGGAAUCUGGGUGUCGCGUGAUUGGUUCUUUCUGGACAUCGGUCUUUUCCGACUACUUUCCCAGGUCGUCCGAGUUUUGGCCCGUCCGUGAGUUGGGUCGUGGUAAAAUGGCGCCGACCUUAAUGUGUAUGACGCCAACCAGUAAACUGGAGCUCAGAGACUACGUUCGAUAUUGGAGUAAUGUCUUGAAGAGCUUGUACACUAAGAGAGACACCCGCCAGAGAGAAUCUUUGGAGAUGUUGGUAGAUCGCUGGGAA